AUGUCUUUAGACGCGUCCGCAGCUCUGAGCGCAGAGGAUCAGCACCUUCUCUUUGUGAACGUGACCCUGGAGUCCAUCGCGACGCAAAACGGGUACAACAUCUGGCUCCCGGGUGUGGGCAUCGCAGCAGUGUACGGGCUCAUUAUAACUGUGGGUCUUGUGGGAAAUGUAACUUUGAUGAAAACAUGUCUCCUGGUGAAGUCAAUGCGCACGGUGCCAAACCUGUUCUUAUCCAGUCUCGCACUGGGGGACCUGCUCCUCUUGGUCACAUGCGCCCCUGUAGACGCCAGUCGGUACCUUGUGGAUGAAUGGCUGUUCGGGCGCGUGGGGUGUAAACUCAUCCCGUUUAUUCAACUCACCUCAGUGGGGGUGUCUGUCUUCACCCUCACCGCGCUCUCUGCGGAUCGGUACAAAGCCAUAGUGAAGCCCUUGGACCUCCAGACCUCCACUGUCGGCAUCUGUGUGCGAGCUGCUGCCAUCUGGCUCCUGUCUGUGAGCUUGGCCAUCCCAGAGGCUGUGUUCUCUGACCUGCACACUUACACCACCAGUCACACCAAUGAGACCUUUGUGACCUGUGGACCAUACCCCCAGGCGGGAGACCUGCACCCCAAAAUCCACUCCACGGCCUCCUUCAUAAUCUUCUAUGUGGGACCACUGCUCAUCAUAUCAGUUUAUUAUGUCUUCAUUGCACGCAGUCUGAUGAGGAGCUCAAAGGACCUCCCCGAAGAAGGACACCAGCAUCUCAAGAAACAGAUGAAGUCGAGGAAGCGCUUGGCCAAGACUGUGCUUGUUUUCGUGGGUCUGUUUGCUGUGUGCUGGCUGCCCAGUCAUAUCAUCUACCUGUAUCGCUCCUACCACUACAACCAGGUGGACACUUCACUGGGCCAUUUCAUCGGCAGUGUGUCCGCUCGGAUCCUAGCCUUCACCAACUCCUGUGUGAACCCAUUUGCCUUGUACCUGAUGAGCAAGAGUUUCAGCAAACACUUCAACAGGCAGCUCCUGUGUUGUCACCCUGAACAGCGUCUACGCAGCCAGAGCAGCAGGAGCACAAACAUCACUUCUGUCUGAUUCUGAGGGUAAAUAUUUACAUCUGAGAUCAAACUGAGGAAUAAGCUUUGUUAUAAAAAUGUUUGGGGAUUAACACUGUUCCUCAAAGAAGUCCUGAUGAUUCAAAUAAACAUACACACCAGCAUUA
Periophthalmus magnuspinnatus is the source of this 1195-nucleotide messenger RNA. It is a transcript of the gene grpr, whose product is annotated as gastrin-releasing peptide receptor. NCBI's taxonomy places the organism in Eukaryota, Metazoa, Chordata, Actinopteri, Gobiiformes, Gobiidae. Bases 1 to 1068 code for a protein of 355 amino acids. Gene Ontology annotation, biological process: G protein-coupled receptor signaling pathway. Gene Ontology annotation, molecular function: G protein-coupled peptide receptor activity. The transcript has 3 exons. Gene Ontology annotation, cellular component: membrane. The record is from RefSeq and is a predicted model, not a curated record.